AUGAAAUUAAAAUAGAUUUAUUAAAGGAACUAGAGACAUGUUCAGGUAAUAACAUAAUAAUUAAUAAAAUCAAUAAGAUCAAGAACAAGAAAAAUAAAAGUAGAAGAAUUAUAUAAAUAAGGUAUUGAUAUCAUUAAUUUAGGAUAUAAAUUAUAUUAUGAUGAUAAAUAUAAGGAAGGAAUAAAAUUCUUCGAUACUGCAUUAUUCAUUAAUUCAAAGCAUCUUAAUUCAUUAUGUUAUAAAGGUAUAAACAUUAUAGAUAAAUUUAAUAGCCAAGUGUUUAGAUAACCUAGAUAAUUAUAAUGAUGCAAUUAUAUGGGUUGGUAAAGUUUUGUAUAUUGAUUCAAAACAUAUCGACUCAUUAGAAAUAACAGGUAUAAAAAUAAUAGAUAGAUGUAUUAGCCUCUUUUUUAUAUUAUUUAAGUAAUUAUAAUGAUGCUAUUAUAUGGGCUGAUAAAGCUUUGUCUAUUGAUUCAAAACAUGCCCCUUCAUUAAGAAGAAAAUGUAAUUAUUCAUCUUUUAUAUAGGUGAAUCCUUACAUGGAAUGGGUAAAUAUGAGGAAGCUCUUAAGAUUAUUGAUGAAGCAUUGAAUUAUAAUCCAAAUAGUUUUUACUCUUUAUUUUCAAAAAGGUUUUUAUUAUUUAUAUUUAUAUCAUUAUAUAAAUAUUAAAAAGCAGUUGUUUAUUAUGAUAAGUCUAUUUAAAUCAAUCCAAAUUAUUCAUAAUCCAAAAAUCGCAAAGGUAUUUAUACUAAUUUAUAUCUAUAGCUAAAUGUGAGAAACUAAUUAAUAAAUAAUAAUGA
Paramecium pentaurelia is the source of this 801-nucleotide messenger RNA. Lineage: Eukaryota; Ciliophora; Oligohymenophorea; Peniculida; Parameciidae. The record is from the annotation of a GenBank genome assembly.